AUACAACGUGUCAUUAUUAGACCUAACACUUGCCAACAACUUUCAUUGGAGAUACGUGAAGCGCAAAAGUUGGGUCUGGCUGUGGUUUUCUUCAAGGGAAGUAUAAUGAAGUGGCUGGUCACUCUUUUACUGGUUAAAACAGUGUUCAGCGCUGACCAAAAUCCUGACGGUAAGCUUUGGGUUCACUUUGAUUUGAAACUCUGAUGAAGACUCGCCCUAAUGGGUUAUGUUGUAAACAAUGGAGUUGCAAUCUACAAUUAUUGGGAUGUCGUUGAUAUGCACUUUUUAUUUCUUCACUUUUAAUUGUUGAAAAAAGAAAUUGAACGUACCUUUGGCUGUCCGUCUAUUUCAACAGUGAUAAUUCAGUCAAAAUUUCACGCUCUUGUUUGUUAUCUCAUUGAUAUAGGAUAUAGGUAUCAGGCAAGGGUGGUUAUAAAAUUUUGCUAAAUUCAUGUUUGUCCUUUAAAUGAUUAAAUAAUAAUUUCCUCUGAGUCGAUCACUCUGUCUAAAACAAUCAUAUCCCCUGCGUAUAACGCUUGGAAACAGCCACCCUGAGUGUCGCUCACCUGAAUUCAACAACCUUAAUUAUAUAGAGUAGGUAUAGCAAGUUUACACUUAAAUUAAAAUAAGUCGAUAUCAUCUUAAAUACCUCAGGGGAGAACCAUUGAGUUGCUUUCAGUUUAGUGAAAAUCAGUGUUCUCUAAAUUUUGGGAUACCUCUUAUCAACAGUUCAAAUCUUGAUCAAAUACAAAAAAGUUAUCCAUACUUGUUUUUUUAUUCAUUAUGUAAAAACUCCUCAACUAGCUCAUUGCAUGCAGGUAUUUGUUUGUUGGUUCAUUGUUUAACUGAUGGCAGUUUUGUUCAAUCAAAUUAAUCUGCAUUCCCUCCAGCACAAAUUAUCUGACGAUUGUUAAUCUGAUUUAAAUGGAAAUUUUGGCAAUAGCAGUCUUCUUUGGGUUUGAAUAUUGAAAGAAAACCUGACUGGGCCAUAUAUCGAAAGACCUAAGAAUAGUUAAUUAAUUCCUAAUUUUAAAACAAUGACGAAAAGCAAUACCGGUUCGGAAACCAACAACAGUGACACAAAUAUAGCGCCAAUGUAUUGGAUUUUGACAAUUAUUUUUUGGAACGGUUUUUUCAGCUCGGGCAAACAGUGUAAUACAAUUGUAUGAUUGAAAAUGAUAACUUUGAGUGAUUAGUAAUGAGUAAAAUUUUAUCAGUGAUAAACAAGUCAUUUUCCUCAGGGUGACUGGAAUGCUUUAGGUUCCACGACGCAAGCAAAUACGUAUUAAGAUAUUGUUUAUUUUUUUUCAAUGCAGAAACAGAUAUUCAACUUGAAUAAAAGGUUAAAUUCCUUCAGGAAGGUUUACUAUAUGCAUUAUGUCAUUAAUUGUAUCAUUUGUUUGAGAUUAACUCAAUGUUAAUCUGAGAUUAACUCAAUGUUAAUCUGACAUUAACGCAUGCACCCAGAAAAAGGUUAGUACAUAAUCAUGAUGGAAGCGAAAAAAGUAACAAUCUCACCUCUAAAUCUGACACUUCCCUAAGAUCGCUGAAGCUAAGAUAACUAACCUCUAAAAAAAAUACAGCCGAAAGAAUGCCGGCAAACCACUACCACUGAUUUGCUGUUGUAUAAAUAAACUACUAUUUCCUUGAGGUCCAUUUAAAGUGGGCUUAUAAGGAGUUUAAUUUGGUUUUGGUUUCAAGACAACGCGGAUUGUAAGACAUAUUAGAAAUUGUGAGAAGGUAAGGGAAAUAGCUUGAAAUUUAACGCCUGCAGGGCCACAGACUUUACUAAAUUCUGCUGAAGUCCAUCUGUGAAAUAGCGCCGAAAUCCUUGUUCUGGGCCUCCACCUGUGUACCAGGAUUCGAGCACUCGCCAUGAUUAGCCUGUCAAAAAGGCCAUUGACGAUUUGCCAAUCAGCAUGAAAGGAAAUUCAAGACCCACUUCCGGUAAUUCGUUGAGUCCGUUGAUGGCCCAGAUCAAAAAUAUCGGCGCUGCUUUGCAGACGUCACUAGCCGAGGUUAAAAUACGUCUGCGACGCAGGCUAGGGUUUUUGUUUUGAAACCACAACAUGGCAAUGUUUUCAACUAGGGAAGAUUGAAAGCCUUUUGGAAUACCCGCCAUGAAUUACAUCGCAGCUACAAAGCACUCAGUAGUAGUAUAAUUUAUGGAACUUCUUAUUUUUGUGGUCCAUUUAGAAUGGGCAUAUGGGUUUGGGUUUAAGAUGUGUUAUGGAGGUGAGACCUUUCCCUUCCCCCCAUCUCCCGCCGUUUCCUUCUUCCAAUCGUCCGCCGGGCGCUAACUAUUGUUUGUUUGUUUUUGUUUUUCUCCAUUUUAUUGGAAUACCCAGUGGGAGACCCUGCGGAGGAGAGAAAAAGAGAGGGAAGGGAGGGGGGGGAGGAGGGGCGGCUAUGACACGAGUAGGUCGGAGAUAUGGUGAAGUAUCUGCUGCCAAUUCUACUUUUAAUGCUUUCACAGAAAACCGUGGCAUUAAUGACAGUAGGUUGUUUGAGGGGGACAUGAUUCUUAAUCAACGACAACUUGAUAGAACGGAGCAUGGAAUGGAUGUUGACAGUGAUCGGAAGAGAGCUUCAAUCAAAGUCGGACGACUCUGGCCUAAAGGAGUGGUGGUCUAUCAGAUUCAUUCAAGCCUUCGUAUGUUUGUUUAUUCCAGCUUCUUUGACCUCAUAGUAAUUUGUAACACAAAACUGUUAAAAAUACGAAAUGGUCCGAAAAACACAAAAAUGCCACUAAGAAGAAACCAUCAAGUAGUUGAUUUCUGAAACUGAUUUUCUGUUGUAAGUUCUAUUUGGCGAACUCGCUCUGCAUGUAUAAACCGCACCACAUGUACAAAAAUUACAUCAUAAGCGGGAGGUUGUGAAAUGUGAAAAAUACGGCUAAUUAAAGUUGACUCGAAUCCCCGCUGUACAAUGGCUAAACUAACUUUCCAUCCCCUGUUGAAGCUGGUAACUAAAGUACAACCCAACCUUUCUUCCUCUUCACCUUGGCCCCUAUAUGGCCUAUUCCAGCCAAUCGGCUACCAAGCAUUGGGUCAUAAAACCCUAGCAAAAACAAAUAUUGAUUUGUACCUUUACACAUCCACUCAGUUGUUUGAAAUCUUCGUUUAAAAUGAGAAUUGAUAACUGCGAUUGUGGGAAUCCAACACGGCUGAGAGCAAUACUGAUAUAGCUGUGCGUACCGUGAUUGUGUAUCUGCAAGAGAUAAACGAGAUGACUCAGACAGUGUUGCAUCCUCUUCCUUAACAACUACCCUCGGGAAUUCUGCCUCGUCAACUUUAAAAUAAAGAGUUUGCUAUGGAAACCCGCUCCACAUAAAAAUGGGGAGGAUGAAAUAAAGUAUGAUUAAGUGACAAAUAAAAAAGAAUAUAACUCAAUUUGGAAUUCCAGCCCCCUUCCUGAUAAUUCUGCACAGUUCCUGACUUUCGACCUGAGCACAAAAACAAACAGGGACUUCUCGCUGCUAGAGGAAUCUAGGGAAUCGAUUGAUCUUUUUCUCGGAUUUUUCACCUUCUGCUGUGAUUUCCCAUGAUUUUAAAAUACAGACUAUUAAUUUGUCUACUGAAAUAGAUACAAGUGUGGGACUUUAAUCUUUAACCUUAAAUAUAACUUUGGUUUUUGUCGUCAUAGAGCAAGCACUAAUCACUGAUUUAUACUAUUACCUGCAUGGUUCACAGCUAGAAAUUCUAGUGCCAUGAGCGCCAUAAGAGCCGGAAUGAAUGAAUGGACCAACAAAACCUGCAUCCGCUUUAAAAGAAGAGGAAAUGAAACAGCUUACGUUAACUUUGUAAAUGGAAGAGGGUAAGGAGCUGAAGGAGCUUGGGCAGAGUAUUUAUCAAUUAAAGAAUCCGAACAAUGAAUCAGUACCCUUACCAAAUCCAACACUGUUUUGAAUGUAUUUUUAAGCUAUUUUUGAAAACUGUGUGCGUUAUAAAUUGACCAAUUUAAAAGCUUGUGGUCAAGAAGCUGAAUAUUAUAGACUGGAGGUCAAGAACAACGCGAAAAGCAUGCAAGUUCAGUAUACAGCCAUGCGCGCGCCAUCGUGACCGAACAAGCUUGGUCAAUAAAAAAAACUCAUCAUAUAGCUAAACAGAAAUGUUUUUCAUGCGAGACCAUGCAACGCAGGAAACCCCGAUCGCUGGAUUCGGCCAUUUUAUAAUUAACAGUUCAUGAAUGAGGCGGAGUAUCUUAUGAAGAAUUAUGGAGAUCGAGGAGUGGGUGUUAUCCGUCGAGGUCGUAGGCCGAGGCAGAUAACACCCUCCGAGAUCUCCAUAAUUCUUCAUAUGAGACGAAAGCCGAAUUCAGUAACUGUUUUAUUAUUCAUUCAAAAUAAUUCGUAGUUUAAAAACAUGGCUAAAACAUGCUCACCUCUAUCGAUCCAUCGAUGUUCAGUUCAUCUUCGAUAGUGUACGUUUAGGUUUGUCCAGCUCNAUAUGAGACGAAAGCCGAAUUCAGUAACUGUUUUAUUAUUCAUUCAAAAUAAUUCGUAGUUUAAAAACAUGGCUAAAACAUGCUCACCUCUAUCGAUCCAUCGAUGUUCAGUUCAUCUUCGAUAGUGUACGUUUAGGUUUGUCCAGCUCCGCAAAUAUUCUCCAAAUAGCAGAUGUCGCCCUUCGAGUUGUCUUCUUGCGGUUCUUGCCAUGUUUUUAGCUAUUUUUUUCGCCUAGUUCUUACUCUUGAAGCGAGUGAAAUGUCCGCCAUUUUUUCAAGUUCACAACCAAAACAACUCAACCUCGUCCCCAGGUCUUCUCGGUUAACGUGCCUUAACCUUCGAAAACGCUGCAUUUUUGACGUCAUUUCCUCGUUAAAGUCAAAUUUCUUCCAAAUUUGGUCAUCAGUAACUGGUUAUGGCGAAUUAAACGAGUGCUUUUAGCCGAUAGGAAUCGAGGAAAUAUUUUGAAUGAAUAAUAAUAUAAUUUUAAACACCGUACUUUCCUUGCUAUGGUCUAAAAUAGUAAUUUGUGUAUCUACAGAAACUCUUUUCAUCCGUUUAAUUUGCUUCCCUGAUAUGAUUACAUAACCCUCACAUUUUUCCCUCUGGUGCGAGCUUUCAAAUUCACUGAAUUAUAACAAAAAGCUAUGGAAUUUUUCAUUUCGAAAACAACGAAACGCCCGGGUAUUAAAACGUUCCUGUCCUACAGUCUCUACCUCAGUCACUCUUACCCUAAUAAGUUGAACUGCAUCUAAUGCACUUAUGUAUUACAAUUCUCGAUUGACUGAGAACAUGCAAUCAUCAAUUUAUCCUCAACAAUGCCCCAUUAAAAGAACUCACUAAAAGCAGUGCAAUAGAAUGUAGCAAAUCUCUUAGAGAAAUUAACAAUCGUCAUUAUGCUAACACAUCUCGACGUUCGCGAGUAUUAGCUAUUACAGGAGGAUUGCAAUGACUAGAUAGUUAUAUAUAAACUAACUCGCAAUUCACUUUAUUUCCAACAUAGCUGUUACUCAUAUGUAGGAAGAAUUGGAAGACGACAAGAUAUCACACUCGCACGGAGAUGUUGGAAAAGGGGAAUUGUCGCUCACGAAAUUGGUACGAAGACUAUCACUACAUUGCCAAGGUUCCUUUGGUAGACGACUGAUAGGAGAUAAAAUUGAACUAUAAACGCAAUUAUUUUAAGGUGUUUCGGUGUUCUAUAUAUAAUCUGAAACAAUGGUCAAACUUCCCCUUCUGCUAUGGCCGAGAAAGGUUCUUUGUCUAGAAAAGAAAAAGGUGGAAUCGAUCCAUUUAAAAACAAUUUGAAUGACCAUGCUCUGAAUAAAACGCAUGUAAAACUCACACACACGAGUUCUUAGUCCUCAAGAAAGAACAUUAAACAUCAAUCUCUUUCCCAAAAAGAAUGCCAUGUUACAAAAGUUCUGAUAAAUGGGCCACGGGCAGAUCCCUAAAACGGACCAAAUGGACACUUAUAAUAAGCUUUCACUACAGUAUUCAGGCCAGUGAUGAGAAUAAAAUUUUGCUACAGGGCACGCGAUUGGUUUUUUCCAUGAACAGUCCCGUCCUGACAGGGAUAAUUUUGUCACAAUAGAGUGGAAUAACAUACUUGCAGGUAAGGAGAAAUCCUAUGCAAUAUCAGUAAACUUGAUGAAUCUUCUUUCUCAACUUUUUUUUGUUUAUAUAUGUUUAUGUCUCCGCGUGAGGCACAACUUACUGUUCUUUCCAUUUUUGAAGUAAUCUUUUUUUAUAGGUAAAAGGAGAAAUUUUCGCAAGUACAGCAGAUCGACUAUCGAUUCCCUUGGAACUAAAUAUGAUUACGGAAGUAUAAUGCACUAUGGGAGCAAAGCUUUCUCCAAGAACGGACGAGUUACGAUCAAGGUCAAGCGAUCAGGGGUAUGUAACUGAUGAAGGCUGUCCGCCUCAUGCAAUGUAGUCCAAAAAACAGUCUUGGAUUCUGGAUUCCACGACGUUGAAUCUAGAUUCCAGUUAUUGGAUCACAGAUGCUUUAUCGGUGGAGCUUGGAUUAAAUCCGUAUUCUAAUCAUAAGCGAGGAUUCCGUAUUCCUUGAGCAUUUAUCUGGAUUCCAAAGUCCAGGAUUCCAGAUUCCACAAACAAAAAUUUAUCCAAUUCCGGAUUCAACAAGUAAAAAAAUUUCUUGGAUUCCGGAAUCCGAAUAAUGUUACGUAGGCGGGCGAGCUGUUAGACUGAAAUCCCAAGCGCAAUUCUUCACGCGUCCUCAGUCCCGCUUAAAUUUCUCAUAAUUACACACAAUUAUUCGAAUGUUUCGACAAACAACCAAUCAAAAUCAAAAUCCCUUUCGGGCAGUGACGUCACCAAACAGGAUUUGUGACCUGUUAAUUCAGACGUUCAUCUGGAAAGUUUGCGACUCAAGGAAACGGCUGAAAUUCAGACUGCAACACUAUAGUUUGAAAUCUCUUUUGUUCUUAUUUCUCAUACCUAUAGCGGUAAUUAUUCAGUUAAACAUUCUUAUUUCCCAUAUCUAUGGCGGUAAUUAUUGAACAUUAUGCGUAUGCCCAACAGCACGCAACAUCAAACGAUUAAAGCUACAUUCUGUCACCAAAUUAAUUCGUCUGCUUCUUGAUUGCACUUUCUUGAAUAUCACUGUCAUACUUAUGAAUAAUUUCUGCAGAAAAGUCCAUGAUAUCAGUUUCUUCUAAAAUCAGCUCCUACUUCAAAUAAUGGCCCUGAAAUCAAUAAAAUAAAAUUUUUUAUUAGGCCGUGAUUGGUCAGCGACGGCGUUUAAGCACUACUGAUGCGCGACAAGCAAAUCUACUGUACAAGACACAAUGUACAAGACGGUAUGUAUAAUCACUGUCCUAACAACCUUUUCCAAACUUGAAAACAUCAGAAUGUUUUAAAAUUAUUUAGGUCAUGUUUAUUAACUCACAUUUCAAUUUCUCUCGAGCCCACACAUGAUACGGGUUGCUGACACCACGCUGUCAGCAACCCGGGUCAUGUAUGGGCUCGUAUAUGAGAAUAGUAGUGCAAUUACGGUUUAUUCUUAGCUUCGAAAAGCGUCGAUUAGCUCUUAUUUUUUUAGACUUCCCUUCAGUUGUCGGACAACUGUACUUUCAGAUGUAAUGAGCACUGUUUUCUUCAUGUAAUUUCACAUCUUGCAGUAUGGAUAUUAGUUCUUAUUCUAGUGAAAAUUGUAAAAAAAUGACAUUGAAUUUAUAUUUGUUUUCAGCACCAACGACACCUCAAUCAGGUAAGCUUUUAGCUUUCCUCUGUGUUUUUGCUUUCACUGAUAAAAUUUGCAGCGACAGUGUUUGGAAUUAAGGGUAAGGAAAAAACUUAAUAAACAGAAUAGAUGUUCAAAGGAAUCUUUAAAGUAAUAGGUAAGUAACCCAAGGGAUUAUGCUUUAUCAGACGGCCCCAACCCCCUCCCCACCACAUGAGGUAAUCUGCCCAUUCCGAAAUACGAAAUCCAGUUGCUUGUGGAAUCCGGAAUCCUGGGCUUUGGAAUACGGAAUACAGCUCAAGGAAUCUGGAAUCCUACAAAGGAUUGGAAUCCAGAAUCCAAGCUCCACUGAAAAAGUGUGCAAUCAAGUACCUGGAAUCUGGAAUCUACGGCGUGGAAUCCAGAAUCCAGGACUGUCUUGGAUUCCCUUACAUCAAUCAUAGUGCGAAUCAGAUGUCAAACUUACAGAAAAGAGGUAACGAAAUAGUUCUUUCUGAAGUAAUUUUUCAAACAGAAUGAUUUUAAGGGAGAUUAAACUUUUAUAUAUUAUCAUAAUCAUCAUGAUUAUUAUUGAUUAUUAUAUUUGUAAACGCGGAGUGUUUUGUCAGAUAUCUAUAAAUGUUUUAAUUGUAAUGUUUAUGAUCCCCUUCUCCUUCAUCUUUUAAGGUUUCAAAAGUUUAUUACCAUGUUUUCUUUUCUUUCUUUUUUUCCUAGCACGUAGUAACUACAGGAUUCUCAAUGAGACUGACCGUAAGAACGAUUACCAUACUCUAAAGAACACUGUCCGCAAAUACGAUGGCCGCUUGCGAAAGGGCUGGUACAGGUUUAUUGGUGCGGCAGGUACAAAAAUGCCUUCCCAAGUCGUCCCAAUAUCACGCUGCAAGACGGAUGCAACUGGGUGGCUCAGCGGCAGUCAUCCUACAGUGAAUCAAGGUGCUGUCCGACCCAGAGUGUGUUUUCAUUGGGCUGGACUAGAUAGAAGGCGCCGACAAUAUGACAGGUCGUGCAUGUGGUCUCGUUAUAUUCGUGUCCUAAACUGUACCACCCUUUUCGUGUACGAACUGAUUCCGAUAAAAAGAUGCCACUUGCGUCAUAAAAUGUGGUGCAAGCUGAAACUAAUAUAUAUAUUUUUGAUACAAAAGUACAUACGAUUCGGUUUACCUUGCGUGUAA
Molecule: messenger RNA, 8821 nt
Organism: Porites evermanni
Lineage: Eukaryota; Metazoa; Cnidaria; Anthozoa; Scleractinia; Poritidae
Source: the annotation of a GenBank genome assembly